CAUCCACAAACGAAACAAAAGAAAAAAGAAGCAAAUCACAAUAGAGAGGAGGGGGCCAAAAACAAAACAAAAAAAAAGGUAAAGAAAAGUAGAUGACCCCUUCUUCUUGUUCAUCCUCUGAUUUCCCUCCGUUUUAGCCAAACAUAGUAGCUCCCCCAAUUUUUUCCUUUUCCCUCACUAAUGGAGCAACGCCUCCCUGAAAAUUUUGGGAGCUUCUCUAGAACAUGCAAUGGUGACAUCCCCACUCUCUCUGGUCAUGAUUCGCCUACCACUACAUUCGACUCCGCAGCGACCACCGACCAUUCCUUUUCGCCUUCUUCAGAAUCGCUAGACGAGGUCGACAAAUUCCUCGAUCUCCUCUCACAAUCUCAUGACACCAAGUCUGAUCCCCCACCAGUCCCCAAUGCUGUCGAAUCGCUCUUUAAAUGUGUCGAGUCCACCAUCAGCAAUUAUGACACAUCCAGCUCUAAAUUCGGCCAUGACGAGAAAGAAGACAACUCCCUCGUUGCUCAUCUCAACCGCCUAUCGAAAUUAAUCAAAAUCCUUGGCGACUUCUCUACCGCUGAAUCUGACCUGGCAUCCACCUUCAAUCGGGCUAGCACCAUCCAACACCUUGCAAUGUCCUUCCUUGAUAGCGAGUUCCGCACCGUUCUCAACUCCUUCAAGCGCUCCUCCUCUGGCGUCUCCGCUAACGCCGGUCCCGACUCCUGUGGCGGAAGCACCGGUCCUCCUCCUCCCAUAUCAGCCAAACAAUCAUCCUUUUCACGCAACAACCACGAAUCGAACAAUCAAAUCUCUGAUUCGGAAAACUCCAACAACGAGGACGAUUUCCCAGGGUACCAACCCGAGGAGAUCUAUAAUAUGAGCAAAAUUGCCGCUGCAAUGAUCUCCUCCGGCUACCAAUCAGAAUGUUGUUUGGUCUACGGAUCUGUUCGACGGACAGCUCUCAACAACAAAUUGGAAAAAUACGGCCAUGUCAACCUCAGCCCUGAUGAAAUCAACAAGAUGGAUUGGGAAACCUUGGAGGGGGAAAUUGCUGGUGCAAUCGACGUUAUUCGUCGCUGCUCCUCAGUGCUCUUCUCCGCAGAGCGAAAUCUUUGCAACGCCGUCUUCCAAAACCACCCUUCCAUCUACACGGAGAUCUUUGGGGACUUAGCUUCCAAUAUAAUUGAUCGAUUCUUCAAGUUUGCCAAUGCGAUCACCCUCACUAAAUGCUCCGCAGAGAAGCUCUUCAAGUUCCUCGACUUGUACGAAACUCUCCGCGAUCUUGGACCAGAGAUCGAGAAUCUCUCCUCCACCAUAAAAUCAGAGAUCUACGAGACGAUCAUUCGGUUAGGACAAGCAGCCGUCUCUAUGUUUUGUGAUCUUGAAAACUCGAUAAGGCGUGACGUUAGUAGGACUCCGGUUCCAAGCGGCGCCGUCCACCCUUUGACACGAUACACCAUGAAUUACCUUAAGUAUGCAUGUGAGUAUAAAGACACCCUCGAGCAGGUAUUUUUACAGAAGCAGAAAACUGACGGAGAGAAUUGGGAAUCAUCAUCUUCCAAAUCGGACGACUCUAGAUCCAAAUCUAGGUCGGGGUCUGCCGGAGGAGCGAAUGAAGACGGGACACCAAAAACAUCACCAUUUUCGGUUCAAUUAAACACGGUGAUGGAUCUUCUUGAUGAAAAUCUAGAGAUGAAAUCAAAUUUAUACAAAGAUCCCGCAUUGAGGAACAUUUUUCUCAUGAAUAACGGCAGGUACAUCUUGCAAAAGAUCAAGAGUUCGACAGAGAUUCACGACAUGAUGGGAGUGACGUGGUGCCGAAGACGGUCGUCUGAUCUCAGAAAGUACCAUAAAGGGUAUACUAGAGAGACUUGGGGUAGAGUUUUGCAAUGUUUGAAGCAUGAUGGGAUUCAAGUAAAUGGGAAAAUGGCGAAGGCAGUGGUCAAGGAGAGGUUCAAAAUGUUUAAUAAUGCAAUCGAGGAGAUACACAAAACCCAAAGUACAUGGGUGGUGAGCGACGAACAAAUGCAGUCUGAGCUACGGGUGUCAGUGUCAGCGGUGGUUAUUCCAGCAUACAGGUCGUUUCUAGGGAGGUUUCAACAAUGUUUGACGCAUGGGAGACAAACGGAAAAGUAUAUAAAGUAUCAGCCAGAGGAUAUUGAAAACUUGAUUGAAGGUUUGUUUGAUGGGAACCCAACCUCCAUGACGAGGAAGAAGUCAUAAGUGACAAUGAGAAAAGGUUUGAGGGGGGAAGGGAAAUUGCACAUUUGUGAAAGAUGAGGUAUAUAAGUAUAAAAUGUGAUGAGGAACAUAGGUUUGACGCCAUUUGUUAAGAAAGAAUUAUGAAUGGUUUUUUUGUUGUUUUCCUUUUAUCUUUUAAUUUUGUGUUUUAUUGUGCGUGAUUUUUGGAGGUUUGAACGUGAUGGACUGACCAUGUACUGUAAGUAUAAGAAGAAGCAAGCAAAACAAAUGUUGUUCAGUAUAUACAUGUACUAAUUGUCUAAUUCAGUAUCAAUAGCGUUUAAUACUUUUCUCUUCUUAUUUUUUUAGCAUCCCAGUCAUUUUCUUAACCAAGUUAUUGUAAUUUUUUUUGUCUAUUCUCGCAUGAUUUAGUUUUAGGAACAUCAUGGUGACUCCUUGAGAGGUCACCCAUCUCAGCACUGCUCCACCAUGAGCUCAUUAAUUUCACAGUGCUUAUAGUAACUCAUCUGUUUCACCCGAAAAUGCAUAUUGUAAGU
Messenger RNA from Linum tenue, 2723 nucleotides. The record is from the annotation of a GenBank genome assembly. Lineage: Eukaryota; Viridiplantae; Streptophyta; Magnoliopsida; Malpighiales; Linaceae.